GUCAUUUCAGAUACAUCAAUCAAGGAAUCCCCUCCUGCAGAAGAGUCUCCAAAGCCGAAAGUAGAACCGCCGACUACGGAAAGUACGCCACAGGCAACAGGUGACAAUACACCUAAGACCUGGGCACAUCGUGUUGGAGGUGGUUCCAAGCCAGCCGCUGCUCCCGCAUCAGGAAAUGUUCCUCAGAAAUCGUCGCCCGCCCCCACAGGUGGGAGUGGUGGUGCAACUCCACGCACGCAGCAACGCCCCCAAGUGCAACCAAACGGAGGUCCAGUUGCCCAAGGGGAGCGCCGUAUAUAUCUAGGCGGCAUUGUCAGAAACAUGGUCCCUGAUAACACAAAUAUCGCUGAACAAGAGAUCAAGGAUGCGUUUUCAAAAUAUGGCGAGGUAGAAUCGGUAGCUAUACCACGAAAAGUUCUCGAUCAACCAAACGACACAUCUCGUAAUGGAUUUGCCUUUAUCUCUAUGAGAACACCUGCAGACGCCCAAAAUGUCUUCCAGAAAGCGCGAAAAGACGAUCGCGGCAUUUACCAUCUUCAAUUGUGCCUUGAAGCGUUCGGCUUUGAUGGCGAAGUGACGAUUUCUGAGCAGAAAGAUCGCAUUGAUCGCCCUGGUGGAGGAUUCCGUGGAGGUCGUGGCGGAUUCGUCCCUCGUGGUGGAGCUGGUUCAUUCACACGCGGAGGUGGCAGAGGUCGCGGAGGUUUUCGUGGUGGUUUCAUCAACCAGAACGCUAACCACUGA
This is a messenger RNA of Cooperia oncophora, 741 nucleotides long. The record is from the annotation of a GenBank genome assembly. NCBI's taxonomy places the organism in Eukaryota, Metazoa, Nematoda, Chromadorea, Rhabditida, Trichostrongylidae.